UGGGCAUUCUACUGGUCACGAAAUAUAACGUGGGAAAUCAUCGGAUCUCCCUCCUUUCCUUUCCGCCCAAACCACCCCCUCCCCCCGCCGCCGAGGCCUCCAUUCCUCAUGGAAGCCGCUGCCGCUGCGAGCCCCGGUAGCUCGUCGCUGGAAGCCGUGGCCACCGCCUUCCGGUCCCGCGUCAACGAGCUCCAGGACCUAGCCCUUGCCCGCAACAUGUACCCGGCAACGGCGGUGACCGACCUCACCGCCGUGGACACGUCGGUGACGGCCAUGGAGGCACAGGUGCAGGCCAUCCGCCGCCGCCUGCAGGAGGAGCUCGACGCCAUCCCCAAGGCCAAGAAACUAGUGGAGAAGUCCUUGAAGCAACAGCAGAAGUUGCAGCAUAUGCUUGCAAACAUGCCACCUGGGAUGCGUGAGGAUAUCGUUGCUACUCCUCUGGAACAAAGCUUGAUGUUGCCCGAGUGCUUUAAUUUUAACACAGCUGUUCCAGAAUGUCUGGACUCUGAUUUUAAGAUUAAGGAAGAGCCAGUUGCAGCUCCCAAAAAGGGGAAAGGUUCAGCACCUCGUUGGUAUAUAUCCACUGAGGAGCUUGAUUCAUUAUCAUCGUACAUGAGGGGGAGGCUAACAUUGGAGAAGGUUAACAUUUCGAUAAACGAGGUGGCUACAUAUGCAGAUGCUAAUGCUCAUCUUGUUGCAUGUCCUAAGAAAAAGUUAUCAGAAGACACAUGGGAAAAAGCUUUGGAACUAAGGGACAUAGCUGCCACUGAGGCAGUGAAGGGGAAGCAUUUCUUCCUGGAAGCUGAUAUAAAGGGGCCUGGGCUAAAACUUGAUCACACAGGCAAAGCUAUCCUUACCGUCCUUCGCCAUCUUGGCCGCGUCCAUGAAACCCGGAUUGGGCAUCAUCGGGUCUUCAUACUUUCAAAACAAUGCUGAAUGAAGGGGUUGUUAUAAGCAUUAAGAUUUGAUGUGGUAUAUGGCCGGGGCCACGCAUUCUUGCAGCCUGUUUGUUACGGCCUAGUUUGGUUUGCAAUUGUAGUAGCCUUGGUGUAAUUUCCGACGAAUGAUUGAUUCAGUUGUAAUACGUUUGUUUCUUCAUUUUUUUAUGGGAGUUCGUUCCUUCUCCUUUGUACAA
Molecule: messenger RNA, 1135 nt
Organism: Aegilops tauschii subsp. strangulata
Lineage: Eukaryota; Viridiplantae; Streptophyta; Magnoliopsida; Poales; Poaceae
Product: SKA complex subunit 1 homolog
Biological process (GO): regulation of microtubule polymerization or depolymerization; chromosome segregation; cell division
Cellular component (GO): spindle microtubule; mitotic spindle; outer kinetochore
Molecular function (GO): microtubule binding
Source: RefSeq, a predicted model, not a curated record